Messenger RNA from Zophobas morio, 522 nucleotides. RefSeq lists its product as uncharacterized. NCBI's taxonomy places the organism in Eukaryota, Metazoa, Arthropoda, Insecta, Coleoptera, Tenebrionidae. The coding region runs from base 73 to 504 and encodes 143 amino acids. The record is from RefSeq and is a predicted model, not a curated record. Gene Ontology annotation, molecular function: protein binding. The transcript is spliced from 2 exons.
UCGGGUAUAUAUAUCGCAGCUCGUCGCCACGUAUUCAGUUUAUCCUCUGCUUGCACGAUAAAGACUUCCGAGAUGUAUACGAUUUUGCCUUUCGUCCGCGCUGCUGAAUCUGCCCUGCCAGAUUUACCAGUAGAGCUCUGGGCCACCAUUUUGAGAUGUUUGGACCCAUCUUCGCUUUUGGCUGCCACCAGAUCCAAUGACCUAUGGGAACGCGUCACCCAAGGAGAUCCAGUCUUGAGGAAGACAAUCAAGGACCAGCUGGCGUUGGAAAAGCGAAGACGACGGGAGGAGAUGCUGAAUCCCAAACUGUUGCUCUCCAUUACCAGAGAAGGAUCCGGAAGGCUGUUUGGAUCCAACGGCAACAAAGUUGUUCGGAGACAGUCUUCACUUCAAGGACCAGUUAACAUCCAAGGAAAGAGGAAACGUCGCCAGAAUAAAGACGUUGGACCUCUUUGUAAAAAAAUAAUUCAGAGCAAUGAACAUUGUAAAAUAAUAAGAUGUUAAUAAAAUUAUUGUAAAAUU